Lentinula edodes (shiitake mushroom) is the source of this 2316-nucleotide messenger RNA. RefSeq lists its product as uncharacterized. NCBI's taxonomy places the organism in Eukaryota, Fungi, Basidiomycota, Agaricomycetes, Agaricales, Omphalotaceae. The record is from RefSeq and is a predicted model, not a curated record. The transcript has 2 exons. Bases 1 to 2316 code for a protein of 771 amino acids.
AUGAGCAACCCAUCAAAUUUGAAAAAUAAAACAAGUAGCAGCAUCAGUGAUAUAGCUGGGCUGUUUAACAAUCUCAUAGUAGCCCCGCUCACUAUCAAAAUUCCCGCGUUGAACAGUCUCCGUCGUGCUGGUAGUAGAAUACCACCAGCGGCAAAAUCUGAAGAAGACAAGGGGGAAGAAGCAGACGAAGAAGAAACGGAGAAGGAGGAGGAGGAGAAAGAAGAAGAAGAGAAUGACGAUGAUUUAGAGGAAGUUCAGAUCAUCCUGAAUCCAUCCGAGAGCGAAGGGAACGCUUCGCUGAUUGUUGGAAAUAUUGCUUCACCUAAGUCCCACAAUGGUGUUCGCAGUCAGCCAAGGAUCUUGAGAUCGGACAAUCAAUCAAUAGCAAAGGCGGCGCUAGUUUCAAGUACUAGUGAAGUUGUCCCAUCGAGGCGCAACGAAUCAAGCAGCUCGAGUACUUCGGUACAAGUAAAAACAAAGGCACCUUCCCAAUUUUUGCUUACACCGGUGACUGAUGAACUUGAAAACCCUCCUACUGAACUUACUCUUGCUCAACGCCACGGCGCUCGCGAAGAGCGAUUACCAGGUCAAACUGUAAGAGCUCAUACCUCCACAGCCGGCCAGCCCAGAUCGGAUUUUCCUCGACCUGUUACAGCAAGGGGACAUAGAGGGAGGAGAGAUUCGCUUGACCCGACUCUUCAGAGUGAAAAGGUAGAACUAGCGAACUUGAGAAAGAAGGGGAGAAACCGGAAUUUCAAUCGGAAGACGCGAUACGACAUCGAGGAGGAUUCCACUUCGCAUUAUUCGCAGAGGGGUAUUUCUUCGGGACAACGAUCAUUGGCAUCACGUAUAGCACCAAAAUUUGUAUCGGGGUCAAGCAGAGCAGCUCAAGCCACGAAGGGCACUGAGACCUUAGUUCAUAGGCGCCACAUUCGGGACUUUUCGUCGAGGUAUUCCAAUUCACCAUAUCAGAUUGGAGUCCGACGUACUCGACUUGGUCGGUCAGACGCAUUCCCAGAUGAAAGAAUCCUCGCAAAUGCCACAUCUAGCGCUGAUCCUUCAUCGUCAGAGACAUCAGGAGCACCAUACAGUGUUUCGACGUCCCAGGGAUCCAAUGCUCCGAAUGAUAUAGCGAAUACAAUUAGGUCGUUUCCCAGAUCAACUCCAGAUGACGGGAAUCUGGCCGAUUAUGAAGACGAGUCUCCCGUUGUCCAGCCUAGUGGACCUACGUUCGUUCAUAAACCGCUGGCGAAAUCAGCCUCGGCGAUGAGUGUAGACGACGUGGUGUUGCCGGCACCGAAAUACGGAGGUCCUCUGGUAAAGACUGAUUCGAUGAUGAGUGUCGACGUUCCUAUUACCGCUUCUAGGACGCGCGCGCUGGCGAAGUCAGAAUCGGACAUGAGCAUUGUCAUUGAAGAUCAGCCCACGAAUUUUGGGGGUGCCUUUGUACAACAGACGCAAUCUCUGCAGAAAUGCGCCUCGGUCACCAUGGUCGAUGCAUGUGAUAUUAGAGCCUACGAUACAAAUGAAGACAAUAAGAUCAUGAACAUGGAUACGGAAAGUCAAAACACACCAUCAACGGGCCCCAGUAAUGCGCCAGUAUUCAGUCCGCCGCCAGCCCAGGCGGCCUUCGCGGGUCAUUGGAUUUAUCAAAGCGCACCUGUACAAGCUUUUGCACAUGCUCCAGCUUCUUCUCCGGCUUAUCAGCCAACUGCCCCGAUUCAGCAUCAAUACCAAUCGACGUUUCCUGUCCCUCAGCAGCAGCCACAUCCAAGUGUUAUAAUGGAGAAUAUUUCGAGAGCGUUCACCGAUCCUCCGGAUAUUUCUAGCGCAAUACCAAGGCCGCUGAACAAAAUGGAUCCCUCUCCGCCGCUGCCUCCAAGCCAAACAGAGCCCACCAUGUUCAAGCCCCUGCCAAGGCAGGACACAUUCUGGAACGAAGUAGAGCGCACUACGCUCAAAGUAUCCCAGACCAAAUAUCGUUCACCUCCAAACAGGGGCGGUCAAAAGCGCUCCUGGGAGAAUGCAGGACACUGGGCAUCGAUGGAUCAGGAUGCCAGCCAAGGUCAUAGGCGGAGGAGGAUUGAUCCACAUACGAGAGCAGAAUUGAACCAUAACAGUCACGAGAUCCUACCAACGUCUCCCCUACAGCCGCUGCGUGGACUUCCUAUCAGGAAGAAAGAUCGCCGAACAAAGUUGAAGGAGAGCCAGGACAGAGAGACUCCUAUCGAUUUAAGGCAUAGAUGCUGUGGCUCUGGGAUUUUGAGGUGUAUAACUUAUGUGGUGGAUUCAUGUACUGCAAUCACCAAAAGUUGA